AUGGCGCAUUCUUCCAGCAUGGUUAUCAAGGUGAAGUAUGGCGAUUCACUUAGGCGCUUCAGUGCCAAGAUUGUUGGGGAUGAACUUAAUUUCACCAUGGAUGGAUUGAGGAAGAAGAUCCUUUCCGUUUUCAGCUUUGGUGCGGAUGCCGAGCUGAUUCUUACUUACGUUGAUGAAGAUGGUGAUGCUGUGACCCUCGCUGAUGAUGAGGAUCUUCGUGAUGCGGUGCGGCAGGAUUUGAACCCAUUGAGAAUUACUGUUAAAGUGACUUGGCCUCGCGUUCAGCAGCCACAUCAAGAUUUGGACAUGGGUGUCUCUGAAGUUCUCAGGACAUUACCAGGGCCCCUAAAAGAAACACUCUUGAUAUUGUUUGCUGAUUUGGCUUCCAAAGCAUCAUCUACUGAGUGUGUCCAACAAUCAGUGCAAAAUCUGAACAUUGGCGUGUCCCAAAUUCUGAAAACUGUUUCAAAGCCUCUAGCUGAAACUCUCGUGAAGCUCUCAUCUGAUCUAGCAUCCAAGGCAUCAUCCUCUGCUCCUUGUGUUUUGCUUGUUGAUCAUUUAUCAAAAUUGGGUUUGUCCUACUUGGAUCAGCUUUUACAGACUGCCCAACCUGGAAGCAGCUCCUUUAACAGAGAGGGUGGUAUUCCUGAAAGCGACACAGCUGCUAAGGAAAUUAGAGACUUGGGUAUCUCAGCCACAUCAAAAGAUGUACAAGGUGUUAGAUCUGGCCAUGAGAGUUCGGAAAGAAUAAAGCCCAAGGUAACCUUGGGAAGUGAUGAAGUGAAAGUUUGCAGUGUGGAUGGAGGAUCCAAUGAUAAGUCAGCUGAGAAUAUAAAUGUCACCUAUCCUGGCAGUGUUUCUUUACCAAAUUCAGGGAAGCCAGAUUUUACUUCCCAUGGUUCCAGAAAGAACGAGUUGUUCAAGAAGUCCAUCUUGAAUAAAACAAAUGGGAAGUCUCAUUUAAACAAUCCGCCUAUCCAUCUUGAAAAUAAUGUUAGAAAAUCAGCAUCUCCUGCCAUAUCCUCUAUGGUGCCACCAUAUGUCAGUAAUCCAGGUGAACUUAAAGUUGAACCAAAACCUGCAAAUUUCGGUGUUGCUGAUCCUACAAUGGAUGACUGUGUUGAUAACAGGGUGAAAUCUGAUGAUUUAGGGAACACUUUAGGCCCGUUUUCUACUACUAAUCCUGGGAAUUGUUAUAUCCCGGACCAACAUUCCAAUUCUGUUCCCACAUAUCAUAACCCAUCUUUUGGGCUGGUUAUGGGGAAUGGUACUGCCGGUUCACAACCUGCUGCUGAGGUGGGUCCUUUAGGGUGGCACAUUAGUCAGAAUAAUUACAGUGCGAAUAUCUUUCAUCCUGGGGUUCGUUGUGAUGGUUGUAGGGUUUAUCCCAUAACUGGCCCUAGAUUCAAGUCGAAAGUAAAGAUGGAUUAUGAUCUGUGCAGCAUCUGCUUUGGAGAAAUGGGAAAUCAAAGUGAUUAUAUCAGAAUGGACCGCCCAGCAAUUUAUCGGCCCCAUAAUGCUCAAGGCAGGGAAUGGAAUCCAAGUUUACAGCAACAGGUUCUCAGGAGUUUUGAGUUCAAACCAGUUGCAGGAAAGCCUGAUAGUCUCUUUAUUUGUGAUGUGAACAUAUUUGACAAUACUGUUAUAGCACCUUCAACUCCAUUCACCAAGAUAUGGCGGAUGAAGAACACUGGGAAUAUUCCGUGGCCCAAGAAAACACAACUUGUCUGGAUAGGUGGAGAUAAGAUGAGCAAUGAGCUCACUGUGGAAGUAAAAAUUCCUGCAACUGGAUUAAAGGUAGAUGAGGAGCUCGAUGUCACGGUGGAUUUCAUUUCCCCCAAGACUUGUGGCCGUUAUGCCUCUUACUGGAGAAUGGCACUUCCGUCAGGCCAAACGUUUGGGCAGCGGUUUUGGGUUGUCAUCUUGGUUGACACUUCUCUUAAAGAGUUCCCACGUGAAAACGUUCGGGACCUGAACCUGAACCUACCUCCCGCGAGCAGCUCGUUUGCUGGCUCUGAAAUUAUCAAUGUAGAGCCUGUGUCAAUGGUUGAGGAUGACCCUUCUGGAGCCAAAAACUUGAAAAAGUCUGAGAAACUAGAGCUGCAGCCAAACGUGGAGCAAGAGCUGAAAUUCCCUAUAGACAACAGCUUGUUGGUUGGGGAUGAUUUGAGGCAAGCUGUGGAUGAACUCUCUGGUGUUGCUGACUGGGAUCCUAUUCUAGAGGCGCUGCAAGACAUGGGCUUCCAUGAUACUGAAACCAACAAGAUGCUGCUGAAGAAGAAUAAUGGGAGUAUCAAGCGUGUAGUUAUGGAUCUAAUUGCAGGCGAGAAGAUUGAGUAA
Messenger RNA from Striga hermonthica, 2340 nucleotides. NCBI's taxonomy places the organism in Eukaryota, Viridiplantae, Streptophyta, Magnoliopsida, Lamiales, Orobanchaceae. The record is from the annotation of a GenBank genome assembly.